Molecule: messenger RNA, 4229 nt
Organism: Musa acuminata subsp. malaccensis (wild Malaysian banana)
Lineage: Eukaryota; Viridiplantae; Streptophyta; Magnoliopsida; Zingiberales; Musaceae
Product: protein TONSOKU
Biological process (GO): meristem structural organization; epigenetic regulation of gene expression; response to DNA damage checkpoint signaling
Cellular component (GO): nucleus
Molecular function (GO): protein binding
Source: RefSeq, a predicted model, not a curated record
CCUGGAAACCCUAGCACGGGUCUGAGGAAUGGGGAGAGGGGAGGAGGAGGAGUUGCGGGCGGCGAGGCGGGGGUACAAGGAGGCGGCGAGGGUGGGGAACCACGAGGAGAAGGCGCGGUGGGCGAACGAGCUCGGCGAUAUCCAUAAGCGGCGCGGGGAGUACGUCGAGGCCCUCCGCUGGCUCCGUGUCGACUACGAUAUCUCGUCCAAGCACCUCCCACAGAAGCAGCUCCUUCCUACCUGUCAAUCCAUCGGCGAGGUCUACCUCCGCCUCAACCGCUUGAAAGAAGCCCUCGUCUACCAGAAGAAGCAUUUACAACUUGCCAAGGAUUCUGAUGACCUUAUUGAGCAGCAAAGAGCAAGCACACAACUUGGUCGAACUUAUCAUCAAAUAUUUACAGAAACUGAAAGUGAUCAUCAUGCAUUGCGAAAUGCAAAAAAAUAUUUCAAAUUAGCCAUGAAAAUUGCAUUUACUCUGAAAGAGACUCCUCCAUCUAUGAAAUCUGGCUUCUUUCUCAAGGAAUUCAUAGAUGCACAUAACAAUAUCGGUAUGCUUGAGAUGGACCUUGAUAAUUAUGAGGAAGCUGAAAAGAUUCUUCUCCAAGGUUUAAAGAUAUGUGAUGAUGAAGAGGUUAGUCAACAUGAUGAUGCCCGCAGCAGGCUUCAUCAUAAUCUUGGAUAUCUAUAUACUGAACUGCGGAAGUGGAGUACUGCCAGGGAGCACAUUGAGAGAGACAUCUUAAUUUGUAAAAAAAUUUGCCACCUGCAAGGUGAAGCUAAGGGCUUUAUCAAUCUUGCAGAGCUGCAUCAUCGAGUUCAGAAAUAUGAUGAUGCAAUCCGUUGUUAUCAGAAGGCACUGGAUUUGGCAAAAUGCUUGGAAGAUGAAGAUGCAUUAGUUAAUCAGAUCAAUCAGAAUAUCAAAACUGUCAAGGAAGCAGCUAAGGUGUUGGAGCAGUUGAAUAAAGAUGAACAGAAACUUAAAAAGUUGAUGAGGGCCACAUCUGAUGCUCGUGGAACUUCAAAUGAGAGAAAAUGCCUCUUAGAGCAGAAUACUUGCCUUGAUGGUCUGAUUGAAAAGGCUCGCAUCAUAUUUGCAUGGCCAAAACAUCUAGAGUUUGCUAAAAGGAAGAAAAGGGUGGCAAGUGAACUUUGUGACAAGGAAAAACUAAGUGAUUCUCUUCUGGCUAUUGGGGAGUCUUACCUGAAGCUUAGGAACUUCAGCAAAGCCCGCAAGUGGUACAUGAAAAGUUGGAAUGUGUACAGGUCAAUUGGGAACUUGGAGGGACAAGCACUGGUCAAGAUAAAUAUUGGGCAGAUAUUGGAUGCCUCUGGUGACUGGGCUGGUGCAUUGGAGGCAUUUGAGGAGGGUUACAGAAUUGCAGUUCAAGGUAAUCUGCUAACCGUACAGAUGACUGCACUUGACAACAUGCACUACAGUCACAUGAUUAGAUUUGACAAUGUUGAUGAAGCCAGGAAAUUGCAGCAGGACAUUCAGAUGUUGAAGUCUUUACUAAAAGAAGAUGCCUUAAAGGACCAGCAAAGUGAUUAUUGCUCUGAAACUGAAACAGAAGGUGGCAAUUUAUCUACUGAUAUUCUUGGUUUGUCUGCAUCACAAGAUUCAGAUGAUUCUGCUAAAAGCAGGCCUAGCCUUCUUGCUUGUGUUGAGGAUCUUGAUGAUGAUGUUCCUCUGGCAUCACUUGGCCGUUUGAGUAAGAGUUCAGCAAAAAUCAAGAUGUCUCAGUUAGAUUCUCUUGGUGUGAGGACUACUGCAUCAUCUAAUCAUGCUCAAGCUUCCUCCAGAGAUUUAAGUAAGUCUCGUGAUGAUCAACAGCACGUUGAUCGUAAGCGUGUUCGUGUUGUUCUUUCUGAUGAUGAAGCUGAUGAUCCUGAUGAGAUGAAUGGGUCAAGGCAAAAACUUCAUAGAUCCAGUGAGUACGUAACUGCUCCUGACAGAGAAAACUUAUUUUGUGGAACAACUGCUAACAAAGAAAUCCAGGAUGCUCCGCAUAGCUCUGAUUCCAAAGAUGAACUUAGUGCCUCUGCGCCUAUUUAUAUUGAAGAAAGUACUUGCUCUUUCAAAUGCAAAAGCCCCAAUUUCACUGUCGAUAAUGAAGCAGAUUUUGGAUCUUCAAAUGAUGCUGGAAUAGCAAUUGCGUCAAAAUCUGCAGCUAGUUGGUCCAAAUUGAGCAACGUUGAAGUUGCUGAUAGACUUCAGCAGAGCCAGAAUGGUGCAGGUGUUGACCAAUUGGUAAAUAACCGUCAUUUUGUCAAAGUUAAAGUUGGUCAUGAUCUAAUCCAUGUUGAUCUAAGUUCCUGCCUGGAAGAUGGCAAUCUGGACAUUGAAUGCCUGAAAGUUGAAGUUGCUUGUACAUAUUUCCUUCAGCUUCCUGAGCAGAAAAGGUCCAAAGGUUUGCUUCCAGUAGUUGGAUGUUUGAUGAGCUCUGGUAAAGCAUUAGGUUCCUCAGAAGUGAUUGAAGACAUUGAGCACCAACCCCAUGAAAGUAUGUGGAUUGAUGUGGUUAUUGAUGGAUGGGUCCCAAAACGCCUUAUGAAGCUGUACAUUGAUUCUUGUGAGAAAUUAUCUGAAUCAACCAAUAUGAAGUUGCUAAAGAAAUUGUAUAACCUGGAGGUCUCAGAGGACGAAGUUGUAGUAUCUGAUUGUGAAUUGCAAGAUGUAUCUGUAUCACCUUUCCUAAAAGCUCUUCAAGCACAUAAAACACUUGCUGUGCUGGAUAUUUCCCAUAAUCUGUUAGGUAAUGAGACUAUGGAGAAGAUUCAACAAAUAUUCAAUUCAUCAACCCAAAAGUAUGGUGGUUUGACUCUGGACUUGCAUUGUAAUCGGUUUGGUCCAACUGCAUUAUUCCAGAUAUGUGAAUGCUCUGUCCUCUCUGCUCGUUUAGAAGUGCUUAAUCUGUCUGAAAAUCGGCUAACAGAUGCAUGCAGUUCUUAUCUCUCUACUAUAUUAGAGAAUUGCAAAGCACUUUAUAGUUUGAACAUAGAACAAUGCUCCAUCACAACUAGAACAGUUGAGAAAGUUGCUGAUGCAAUAAACGUUGGAUCUGUGCUAUCACAUCUUUCAAUAGGUAGGAAUAACCCAAUAUCUGGAAAUGCAAUUGUAAAUUUGUUAACCAAACUUCAAUCCUUGAAAAGAUUUUCAGAACUGAGCCUGACUGGUAUAAGAUUAAACAAGGCUGUGAUUGAUCAUCUCUGCCUAGUCGCUCAAUCAUCAAGUCUCACUGCAUUGAAGCUUGGCGGAACUUAUAUUAGAGUUGAUGGAGCAAUAAGGGUAAUCGAGGCAGUAUGCACUGGACCUCAAGAGUUGGUGAGGUUGGAUCUGUCAUAUUGUGGACUGACAUCUCAUGCUUUUGCCGAAGCAUGCCAAGGCUUCGUUCUACUCGGUGGCAUUCUGGAGAUGAACAUCACAGGAAACUCCAUUAACCAAGAGGUCCGUGAUGCUUUGGCAUCAGUGCUUAUGGACCCCAAAUGCAGCCUCAGAUCUCUUAUCCUGAGUAACUGCCAACUAGGACUGGUGGGAAUGGUUCAGAUAAUUCAGGCAUUAGCAGAGAAUGAAUCGUUGGAAGAGCUCCAUCUAGCUGAGAACGCAGAUGCCCAGGAAAUAAUUCCGCUGAAGUCUGAUGUUGGUGGACUUGAAGUUGCUGACAGUGAAGAUGAAGCAAUCAUGGAGGAGCAACCCCUCUUGUGCGGCCCUGAUGCAAGCUGCGCAAGCUCAUGCCGGAGGAGGUCGUCCGCGUGUGGCCAACCGAUUCAGGAGCUGUCAGAGGCAAUCACUUCUGCAAGAAAUCUACAGAUGCUAAAUCUGAGUCGAAACAAGUUCUCACAAGAAGCUAUUGACUCGCUAUAUGCGGCUUGGUCAUCACCACCAAGAUGCAAUGAUGGAAAGAGCCGUAAGCACGUUAACGCGGAUAUAGUACAUUUCUCCGUCAAUGGAAAGAAGUGUUGUGGUGUGAGACCCUGCUGCACAAGAGAUUGAUAGGCUUCCUUCUUUGAAUGUUCUGUUUGACUUUGUUCAUCUUACACAUCUUAGGCAUGACUAUACGAUAUUUAGCCCCUCUCUCUCUCUCUCUCUCUCUCUCUCUCUCUCUCUCUCUCUAUACCUCUUUGUAUAUUCCUCUCAAGUGUCAAAGUCAUUUUAACCUUCAUGGAAAUUCUAAUAGAUAACUAUGUAAUUUCAAAUGGUUAUGAUAAUAAAGAGUUAUUUUAUGUUUGUA